ACAGUUGCUGUAGGCAAUCAAGCUUUCAAAAGUUUUAAAGUAUCAAUCUCGUUUAAGUUGGUGAUUUCCCGAGAAGCAGUUCAGAUGGCAGGCUCCAAAAUUUUGAUCAAUGAUGAAGACAUAUUUUGGAAGCAGUUAUAUGAAGAAUUUAGAAAGGAUAAAGCAGAUCUACUAGAAUACGUAGACAUUAUGCAAAAAUGGGCUGAUAGUCAACCACAUUUUCCUGAGCGACCGAGUCAUGAAAUCCUCCGCUUUGUAAUAUUAUACAACAAAUUUAGCAUAGAAAAAGCCAAGGCGAAAUUGGAUAUGUACUAUUCAAUUAGAAACCUAAUGCCGGAAUAUUUUCAAACCCAUCCAUUAAGCGCAGAUAUUGUUUUCCAUAGUAAAGUGUGCCUCAUGGUACCACUACCAAAACCAACAAGUGAUUACUCCAGGAUAAUAUACAAUACACUUAAUCCAGAGUAUGACGAUCCAAAACACUUGAAUCAUGAUAUAUUUAUAUCCUCUUUUAUUCAUGUCCUGGAAUGUUUGAUUCGCGAAGAUCUGUGCUAUAAAUUUCAUUAUAUUAUGGACUGUAAACCGGUUACAAUGGGACAUAUUCCAAAAUUUAAGCCAAUGGGCUUUAAGAAAGUCUUCAUAAUAUUGGAAAAAGUGUUCUCCAAUAGGUUAGCGUCGAUUUGUUUGGUAAAUGUCGCAGAUUAUUGCGAAAGUUUCAUCAAUGUCGUAGUCAAACCUAUUUUGAGCGCCAAGAUGAAAGAAAGGCUGAAGAUAGUUUCAAAUUUUGAACUGACUCAAAUAUAUGGCAAAGAGCGUUUACCCAGAGAUGCAGGAGGAGACUUGAAAUCACUCUCAGAAAUGAAUGAUUUAUUGAUAGAAUAUUACGAAACGAAAAAGGAUGUGUUUGAUAAGUUAGAAAAGUUGACAGUUGAUGAAUCAUUGAGGCCAGCUAAAUUGAAAAAUGAUGAAAUAUUGGGGUACUACGGAAAUUUCAAAAAAAUUCAUUUAAUUAUUCGGUCGGCGAUUAAAAUAAAAAUGAAUUUCAAUAAUUUGCUUCAUACGAACAAGGAAGAAGUUCGAAGUGCAGUGUUGGAAAAGUUGGGCAAAAGUGCAGAUGAUAUUGAAAAUGACAAACAGCUGUUGAAAAAUUGGUUCCAGUAUCAGACGCAUUUACCAGAAGUUCCAUGUGAUUCUGUUCUUGAGCUAUUCCUAAUAGUGAAUAAAUUCAACUUAGAAAAAUGCAAAGAAAAACUAUGCAAUUAUUACACCAUCCGGAACGAGAUUCCCGAUAUGUAUGUGAAUAAAAAUCCCAAGUUUGAUCACAUGAAGGACAUCGCUAAUACUGUAUAUGUUAUACCUUUGCCGAAAUUAACGCCGUCCUUGAGCCGAGUAACUCUUAUAAAACUGAAGGAUUUUGAUCCCGUGAAAUUCAAACCCCUCAAUUUUUUUGCCCACACAUACAAUAUUGUGGAGAUUCGAAUAAGGGAAGAUGUGCUGCUUACCGACUCUAUUAUUUACGAUAUGGAAGGUUGUCAGGCAAAACAUUUGAUGAAGAUGCGACUGGGAUUAUUGCGAAAUUCAGCAACAAUACUUGAGAAAGUGUUUUCGACUCGCUUGGAAGGAAUUCAUUAUAUCAACCUACCCAGUUCCAUGCAGGUUAUAGUAAAUCUGAUGAAAACAUUGUUAAAGGAAAAAAUGAGGAAAAGACUCCAUGUUCACAAAGACUUGGAGAGUUUGCAAAAACACUUUUCCAAAGAAAUUUUACCUCAAGAAUAUGGUGGAGAGUGUAGAUCAAUAAUCGAGCUCCAUGAACUCUGGCUGAGGAAAUUAGACCACCAUCAAGAACUGUUUGACCAUUUGGAUACUUUGCUGCCCCCAAGCAGUAACAACGCGUCUCAAGAGAUUGAAGUGAACAUACCAGAAAACUGUGUGUCUAAUUUUCAACAACUUUGCAUUGACUGAUUGAUGACCACUAAUUUGAUCUCUAAGAUUUGACGAUCAUUAGUUUACCAAGAGUGAGCUUUAGACAAUAGAAGAUUUUUCAUUGUCUAAAUUUAUUUAGCUUAAGACAUACUUAGCUCAGGAGUGU
Dendroctonus ponderosae (mountain pine beetle) is the source of this 2086-nucleotide messenger RNA. RefSeq lists its product as uncharacterized. The record is from RefSeq and is a predicted model, not a curated record. The coding region runs from base 85 to 1959 and encodes 624 amino acids. The transcript is spliced from 12 exons. Gene Ontology annotation, cellular component: membrane. Lineage: Eukaryota; Metazoa; Arthropoda; Insecta; Coleoptera; Curculionidae. Gene Ontology annotation, molecular function: phosphatidylinositol bisphosphate binding.